AUGAACAAUCAUCUGCUAGAAACAGAAUUAGGCAGCCAUGGCAGCAGACCUGAUGAUGAGACUGUGGAGGCGAAAGUGGUCAGUGCUGAUCAGACCGGAGAAGCUCAGGGGUCUUCUACUAGUACUGGGCUCACGACCGGCGACGGCGAGUUUGUUGCUGCCGAAAGGAUGCAUGUGUUGGAGCAGCUAAGGAUGUUUCGUCAAUCGGAAUCCUCAGUCGAAUCUGGAGUUGCGUUCAGCGGCGGCAACGGCAGGAUCUCUGAGGAUACCCGUAGCGGUAGCGGUAGUGAUAAUGAAGACAGCGUUGUCCAGGAGAAGCUAAGAGCAGCAGGUAUCAUUACCCAGGCUGCUGACGUUGUAUCCAGAGCGCCUCAAGUAACGUCGGUAACAGAGAAGCCUCUCGAUAGUCUGAUUGAGGAACGAAAGCUAUCAGGAGAAGCAGACCUGGAGUCUUCAGGAACCUCCGCGACGUUUGUCGACGCUCAGGAGAUGGAGGACCACCAACAGAAGGUAGCCUGCGGGAUAUCGGCAGCCGAGUUUGAAGCUAGAGCAAACGUGGGUGCCAUUGCAGUAUGCGUAGACGCUGGAGGCGACUCGGCAUCCACUGCUUCCUCCGAUAGACAUAGACCGGCUGACCACAUCUCAUUCGAUGCUGAACUGGGAUCAUCACGCAUGGACAAUAGCAAUGAAGAUACCUGUGUCACAGCUGUCACAGUAGACGAAGACAUGGCCGAGCUCGAACAGGGCAUUAGAGAUCGCAUCAUCCAAGAGGCAGUCGAAGCAUCGGCUGUCCUGGAACCUGACAAUGACUCGGUGUCAACCGUUGGCACUCUUCAGUCCUUCAAGAAUCGUCCGGUGUUUGUUGGUGCCAUGGUGACGUGUCUGCUCUUCGCCGUGGCUGCCGUUGCUGCCAUUGCGGUACUCGGGCACGAACAAGGACAAGCACAAGAAAGCAGUGCUCCUUCCACUAUCGGAAACGCCACCCUCACUGGCGACGUGGAUGUCAUCAAGAAGUCCACCCUUCAGAAGGUCCGAGAUCGAGGGUUUGUCCGGUGCGGAGUCUAUGAGAAUGCACCUGGCUUUAGCGCCCCCAACCUGGAAACGGGAGAGCUUGAGGGCAUGAACAUUGAUCACUGUCGCGCCAUAUCCCUGGCGGUCUUUGGAACUCCCGAUCUGAUUGAGCCUGUCAUUGUCUCCUUCAUCAAUCGAUUCUCCUUCUCGCAAGCGACUCUAUGGAUGUCCGGUCUGGCGUUUGGCGGGGCACCGGAACGGGUUCGCUGCAUGGACGAGAUUGCAGCAGCGAGCACUGCCUCUGGAGAGUUGCCUCCUGGAUGCGAAGACGUCAAGGUCUGUGUCUCGCUUGGAACCACUACGGAAGCGGUUGUCAGAGAGCUGUUGCCAGAGACCGUGCCCAUAUUUGGGACCUUGACUCAACAAGAUGCCAUUAGCAAGUUUGUGCUCGGCGUGUGCAACGUGUUUGCGGCCGAGCCCGUAUCCAUGAGCAAGUACAAUCUCCACAAGCAUGGGUACAGCGGCUCAUUCAUGGUUGGAGACAAAAAGUACUCGCGAGAGCCUCUUGCCCUAAUCACCAGUCAGGAUGACCCCCAGUGGUCCGCUCUGGUGAACGCCGUCGUGAACAUUUUUUAUCUGGCAGAAGCCGAAAACGUCUCCAAGGAUAACGCUGCCACUGCCUUUCAAGAGCUGUUUGACUCGGCGGACUCCGGCAUAACAGAUGAGUUUGAUUUGGUAUCCAUGGCAGUAUCCAUUGUGUCCGAGUUUGGAAACUACGCCGACUUGUACGAAGAGCACUUGGAAGUCAGCGUACCUCGCAGCGGUCUGAAUCUUUUGUACAGGCCUGAUACGGGAGCACUCAACAGUCCGGCCGGCCUGUUGUAUGCUAUGCCAUUCGGAAACCUCGACGCAUUGGGUCCUGGUCCUGUCACCGAUGAAAGGCUGGACAAGAUUCUGAGCCGUGGCUAUCUGAGGUGCGGCGUCAGGGCCCGAGAGGGUUUUGCCACAUUCCAGAAUGGCGUCUGGUCCGGUUUUGAUGUUGACAUUUGCCGGGCAAUCAGCGCGGCAAUCUUCAAUGACAUAGCAGAUGAUGCUGUCACCUUUGAAGACAUUACUGGCACCGGAUCGGAUUACUAUUGCAUCGUUAACGACGACGUUGACGUCGUGAUUGGCACUCCUGCGUCGAUUCAAACUUCAUUGAUGGAAUCAAAGACUGGAAACAGCUAUGCCUUUUCCCCGGCAUACUUUUACGACGUGUCCGACCGCAGACCUCUGGUCGCGGCAACAGCAGGGAACGAACCACAGUGGUCUGACUUUGUGAGUUCAGUAGUCUCGGCUAUCAUCUAUGCGGAAGAAGCAGGGAUUUCUCAAGAAUCCUAUUUGGAAAUGCCAUUGGUAAAGGUCUUUGGUGCAGAUCUUCAACACAUGCUUCAAAGCGCCAUCCAAGCAGUUGGAUCCUAUGCGGAGAUCUACGAGCGUCACUUGGAAGUCAUUAUUCCGCGCUCUGGUGCCAAUCGACUCAACAGCGAUAUAAUGGGAGGGCCUCAACACUACCCACUUCCUUUGUUUUGUCCAGGACCUCCUUAA
Molecule: messenger RNA, 2598 nt
Organism: Seminavis robusta
Lineage: Eukaryota; Bacillariophyta; Bacillariophyceae; Naviculales; Naviculaceae
Source: the annotation of a GenBank genome assembly